Molecule: messenger RNA, 840 nt
Organism: Copidosoma floridanum
Lineage: Eukaryota; Metazoa; Arthropoda; Insecta; Hymenoptera; Encyrtidae
Product: trypsin-1
Biological process (GO): proteolysis
Molecular function (GO): serine-type endopeptidase activity
Source: RefSeq, a predicted model, not a curated record
AUGGAUGGAGGUGGUUAUUUUGGAGAUACAAUGAGCGUGGCGGACGUUACGUGCGGCCAGAGCGUUAACGCGCACCGAGGAGGUCGCAUAGUAGGGGGCCAAGACGCCGUGCCCCGGGAGUUUCCCUGGAUGGUGAGCAUCACGCGCAAGGGAGGACACAUAUGCGGCGGCACCAUCCUCAGCUCGAAAUUCGUCCUCACUGCGGCCCACUGUUUUUGCGCGAGAGACGAUAUGAUGCCGGCGGCCCAGAUACGCGUGACGGUGGGGGAGCACGACCUGCACGGGCCGGAGUUGCCGGGCGCGGCGACCGAGACAGUGAGAAACAUGAUUAUCCAUCCGGAUUUCGAGUGCGGCAAGUACAGUAACGACAUUGCCCUGCUCGAGUUGAGGGACGACGUCGCCUGGUCGGACAGCGUCAAGCCGGCCUGUCUGCCACCUCAGUUCGGGGACACGGACUACAGCGUCUUCAGCGGCGAGGUCGCGGUCGCCGCCGGCUGGGGCUGGCUGGGGGAAGACAAGUCCGCUCAUACAAAGUCCCACGUCCUGCAAAAAGUCGGGGUCAACGUGAUAGAGGACAAAGUCUGCAGCGACUGGUACGCCAGCCAGGGCAAGGUCUUCAGAGUCAAGUACGGGCAGAUGUGCGCCGGCCACGAGAACGGCGGCCGGGAUGCCUGCGCGGCCGAUAGCGGCGGCCCGCUGAUGGUGUCCGAUGGUAAUGAGAAGACGAUGGUUAUUGGGAUCGUGUCGACGGGCAUCGGUUGCGCGAGGAAACGCCUGCCGGGGAUUUACACGAGGGUAUCGGAAUUCGUGCCUUGGAUAUUCGAGAAUGCGCGCAAGUGA